AUGACAAGCUGUUCGCUCUACGCCAGCGGCCUUGUGCCGGAUGUAAAUGGCGCAGUUCCUACAUUUAGCUAUCGCCGUGAUGGCCACUCGAACGACUACUUCGGUGUUCAGAUGACCUAUCUGAGAGGACAGUCUACUUGCUACCAGACGGGUGUUAAGCCUAGCUUCACUCCUGUUGUUCAAAACACAGCUGCGCGUUUCAGCGCCAAUUGUGAGUUCGGUAUCCAACCCUCCGGGUAUACCGGCAUCUUUUGUCCGGCUGUGCCGGUCACCAACAUUCCUGACGGCGUCUUCACUGUUUCGUACAUCAACUUGGCCCAGGGCCUGCCUACACCAAUUCCGUUUUUGGCUACCUUUGGUCCGUCUCCUGCUCCCAGAGCAGUGACCGCGACUGCUGGAGCCGUUACUACGUCCACCUCUACUUCAACAUCUACUGUUGCUCCUGGC
This is a messenger RNA of Didymella exigua CBS 183.55, 447 nucleotides long. RefSeq lists its product as uncharacterized. The record is from RefSeq and is a predicted model, not a curated record. The annotation marks the transcript as partial. NCBI's taxonomy places the organism in Eukaryota, Fungi, Ascomycota, Dothideomycetes, Pleosporales, Didymellaceae. The transcript has a single exon.